CGGCCACUCUCGCCCAAGCUGCUGUCGGCACCAGUCGCCCUGACUCCUCCCCAUGCAGCACGCCCCAGCAUCGCCGCUCUCUGACGAGAGCCCAGUAGCGGAGCUGCUGCUGGCCGCGAACCGCUGCGAGUCGCCCCCAGGGAGCCCCCCGGCGCGGCCGCCGCCUGCUGCUGCGCAGACGCCGCCGGCAGAGCGCGGUGGCAGCGCCUUCGACAUCCUGCUCGGGCAGCUGGCCGCGCUGCACCGGCGGGAGCUGCAGGCCGUGCAGGCACAGUUCCAGGAGAGCGCCGCGCUGGUCCAGCAGCUGCGGCCCCUCCGCGCAGAGGAUGGGCCCGCGCCGCUGCCGAGCUGCGUCCACUCGGAGGAUGGGCCCACGCCGCUGCCGAGCUGCGUCUCCUGGGAGGCUGGCCCGGUCAAGGCGGUGCUCCCCGCGGGCGGCCCGGAGGGCACCGCCAGCGGCCCCCGGCUGCUCUGCCGGGAGGCCGCGCCAGGUCCGUUGGAGGCCUGCGCCGCUGCUGGCGACGGGUCCUCGUCGGCAUCGCCGAGGCUGCAUGACGCCUGUCCCCAAGCCUUGCCCACCUGCGAGGAGUACGCGCAGCUUGGGGAGGCGCCCUCCUCCGUUCGGACGGCCAGCGGGAGGUUCAGGUUCGAGAUGAAGGGCGCCUGGAAGGAAAGGAGCGAGGACGAGGAGGAGGAGGCAAGACUGAGCGGCCGGGCAAGCAGCAUGGACCUUGCCUCACGUCUGCGCAGGUUUGGCAGCCUCGCAGACUCGGACACCGAGGUCAGCUCGUUCUGGGAGGAGACGCCAACCAGCGACCGCAAGAAGCGGUGCGCGUGGGAGUCCGUUGUUCUGGCCUCCCCAGGGCGCCCAGCGAGGCUGCUCUGGGAUUUCUUCGGAGCCGCACUGAUAUUCUACGACCUUUUCAAACUCCCGAUGGAGACCUUCAGUCCACCCGACAAUGCUUUCAGCGAGGGUAUGGACUGGUUCAUCCUGUGUUUUUGGACCCUGAACGUCCUCGCGUCGCUAACGGUCGGCUACGUUGAGCACGGCGUGGUCGUACUGUCAAUGCGCAAGAUCUUGUUGAGGUACUUGAGGACUUGGUUCGCAGUCGAUUUGGUGGUUCUGGUGCCCGACUGGACAUUCAAGAUAGUGGAUAUAGCGGCCGCUGGUAGUAGUGAUGGUGACGAUGGUGAGAUCUUCCGAUUGCUGAGAGUGUUGCGCCUCAUUCGGAUGGUGCGGUUGCUAAGGUUGCUCAAGCUCCGGAAAAUAUUCGACACCAUCAAUGACAUGAUAGAUUCUGAGUACGUUAGUGUCGUUGCAAACCUCGUGAAGAUGAUAUUGAUGUUGUUGGUGGUCAAUCAUUUGAUUUGCUGCAUGUGGUACACGGUGUCCAUCAAUCAGUCGGUUGAGAACACAUGGAUCAAAGUUCAUAACUACGAUAAUGCCCACUGGACGUACAGCAGCUACGUGGUGUGCGACGGGUGCAGCAGAUGGCGCUACUGCAAGAAUAUCACCAGCAGGGGCGACCUCUGCAUCUGCGGCAAGAACAUCGCCAGCCUCGUUCCCCACGGUCAUGUCUUCCGUGAAGACGAUGGCGGGUGGCUGGCAGCACAGCCCCAAGGAGGAACCUCGCCCAGGAUCAGCUGGGCAGAUGGUUGGCAGCCAGGUGGUGGUGCAGGCGGGAAAGGACAAGGAGGCCAACGCCAGCCACCACCUCAUGACAAGACAGCCGACCUCAAGGCUGCCGCCGCAGCAGCAUACAGCAAGCUCAACAAGGACGACCCGCUCAGGCAGCACUACGAGGCCCUCUGGCCAGAGCUCGCCGCAGCCAAGCCACCAGCAGACCAACCAGUUGCUGGAUUCAAGGCAGUGGAGGCAGCUGCUCGACGCUUGGACAAACUCCAGAAGAAAGUGCGAUCGGCAGGAGAGCAAGUUGAGAGUGCCCAGCAGUACUUGGCCGAGAGUGAACGCAAGCUUCGUGAAGCCAUGGAGGCCUCCAUUGCAGCCGAAGAUGAGUUCGACAAGCUCAAGGCCACAGUCGGCAAGCAAGAGGCACCAGCUGAGCCUGCAGCCGAGAAGCCAACCCUGGCAGCCCUCCUGGAGCAUUUCGAGCACGAGCCCGACGACUUCCACAAGUGGUCCGAGCCAGACAAGGAGGUCUGGCGGGCAGCGAAGGCCAAGGGCGAGCGGAUGGCCCAGACGGUCAAGGAGCACGAGGAGGAGACGGCGAAGCACCUGCGACUGCUGGAGGAGGAGACGGCCAGGCACCGGGAGCAGCUGCGCCAGCUCGAGCAGCCCCUCAGCGAGGUGCCACCGCAUGCACUGAGGCAGCAGGGACAGCUGGAGCGGCUGCGCCCACCGGCGCCGCAGCAGCUGCCCAACCUGGAGCAGGCGCAGCAGAACAUGACAAAGCAGAAGAACGCCGAGCAAGAGUGGAGGCCCACAUCCAGGAGGCGCGAGAGAAGGUCUCGCAGGCAAGGCGCGCCGAGACAGUCGUCGACGCAGAAGGGCAGGGCGACCACUCAGCGGGGUAGCCGCUCCAAGGCGAGCGUGAAGAAGGCUCGCCGCCCGUGCCGCAUUGACUUCUUCAACGUCAAGACCUGGGGCCCCCAGGCACAGGGCUACCUCAUGAAGAUCAACGACACCAAGGACAGCGAUAUCAUUGGCAUUGCGGAGCACCACCUCCGCCAGCCUGCACAGAGAAGCAAGGCAAGAGCAGCGCUCAGGAGGAAUGGCAUGCACAGCUACUGGACCAAGGCACGGCCAGGAGAAGGAGAAGGCACUCGAGGAGGCACGUGUGCCAUCGCGCGAGGAUCUUUGGACAUCCAGGACAGGAUUGCGGGAUUCGACGAGCUCUACCUGCACGAGGACGGCAGCGACGUCACGGUGGUGACCUCCAACCUGCACAUGGUCCGUUUCGCAGUGGCUUUCGCCCACCUUGAGUGUGGGAUUUGCUUUGGAGAGAGGAAUGUCGACAUCCUCUGUGACCUGCGGGGGAAGAUGGCCGUCUGGGGAGGGCCCUGGGCAGCGCUUGGGGACUUCAACAUGGCGCCGUCGGAGCUCAACAACAGUAUCUGGCCCAGGGUGCUGAAUGUUCAGGUAGCUGCGGCGGAGGAUGGCGCCCCCACAUGUUUCCCAGCAGCAGGUGAGGCCAGGUGCAUCGACUUUGCGCUGAUCUCGCAGGGCCUGGCGCCGUACUUCGACCAGCUGGAGCUGCUCAGGGCCGCGCCGUGGAAGCCGCACAUUGGCAUCCGCCUGAAGCUGAAGGGGCGGCCCCUCAUGCUCAAGGGCGGGGUACUUCGCAGGCCAGCAGCCAUUAAGCCGCCAGUCACAGUCGAGAAAAUGCCGAAGUCCAGAGCCGCCUGCAGACGAGCGGCGCGAGGGGGCCAGGAGGCCAUGCGCCGACGACAGCAAGCGUUGGCAGAGGCAGGAUGCGACCUGAACGAGAACGACAUGGAGCCAGCGCCGCAGCUGUACUUCGACAAGGAGGUCCAGCACGUCAUCUCUGACGAGCUGUGGCAGGCCACCUCCGAGCGAGUCAGCGUGCGCGCCAACGACGAGUUGCCCCAGCAUUUGCAGCACACAGUCGUCGGCAAGAUGAUGGAGCGGGACAUGCUGGACCUUGGACAACAGUAUGACCGCUUCGCAAGCAUCCUUGAGCUCAGCCUGUGCGAGAGCAUCGGCAUCCCAGAGGAAGAGCGAGGACGACAUCUCGGGCGCAGCAGGCCCCCGAGCUACAAGAGCGUGAGCAUCAAGGACACCGUCACCUCUACGCCAUGGGCAGGGGUCGAAAGGAAGAUCCAUGCGUGGUGGGCGGAGAUCUCCAACCUAGCGCGGCAGCUCUCGAACCAUGAUGCCCGAGCGCAGGAGGCAGCAGCAAGCCGACUGGGCAAGACCCUGGCAAUUCCCGACGAGUACUCAGGAGGUGAACAGGGCCCGUCGGCGCCUGAGCCUGGCCCCGUCAUGGCAGGCAGCCAGGAAGGACGCAACACCAUGGACAUCCAAGAUCACGACCCCUUCGAGGACGAGGAGGACUACUUGGAGCACCGCCAGGAGAUCGCAGACCAGGAGUACAGCGAUGGGAACAACCAGCACACCGAGGGGCAGCGGGACAGCCGCGAGUUCGGCCAGACCGAUCGCCGACGAGCAGAAGGCCCGCACCAGCGGGAGUGGGAAGACUACGUGGCUAUGAGAGACGAUUUAGAGUACUGGGCGGCCAUCUGGAUGGAUAACUUGGUGCAGCCCCCCGCGGACAACAGCAACUGGAUGCAGGUCUGCGUGCCGUUCCUGGAGACCAUCUUGGGUGGCGGUGGCAACGAUGGAAUGGUAAGAUUGCUCAGGCGCAGGUGCCAGCAGGCAGGCCUCAACCACAUCGUCAGGGACCUCUGCGAGCGAGCUCGCACCCACAGCGGCAACCAGACGCAGCAGCAUAUUAACACCAGAAGGCAACUAGCGCAGCAGCUCAACCAGCCUGACCCAGGCAGGCUGAACGAAGAAGGUGCAGCCAAGGACCAGCAGCAGGCCCUCCUCACAGACCUGCGCGCGAUAGCAGAGGGCGCCCUCGUGGACCCAGGGACGAUCAGCAGGGUAGCAGAGGAGGUAAAGAGCAUGGCCAAGCAGCUCACAAAGGCGGUGAAGAAGGCGUACAUCCACUGGGUGCACGACGCCGCAGCAGGCAGUAGUGCUAAGACGGCCCACGCCUACACCAAGGCAGCGGAGCGCAGCCACCUGGAGGACAUCCUAGAGCAUGAGGGCCAGGUCAUCAACCACCCGCAGCAGCUGGUGGACUUGCGCAAAGAGGCAUGGCAACGCAGGUGGACACGAGAUGCGCAGAAGGCUGAGAGGAUCCAAGAGGCGCUGGCCAAGCUGAGGCAGGCGGCCCUGGCCCAAGAGAAUGCCCUCGAGCCCAUCAGCAAGGACAUCAUCGGCCCCAUCAUCCAGCACCUGAAGCGCAAUGCUGGCCAAGGGGCGGACUGGUGGAGGGCUCCAGAGCUCAAGGCCAUGGGCGCCCAGGGGCUUGAAGACUUCGUGCAGUGCCUGACCAGCUGUGAGCAACGGGCAGCGUGGCCGUGGCAAUUCUACUUGGUGCUGGAGCUGUUGUUGGGCAAGAAGCCAGGGAUCGGCGGUGAGCGCCCCAUCGGCCUCAUGCCCAUGCCGUACCGCAUCUGGAGCGCAGCCAGGAGGCCCAUAGUAGCCACCUGGAGCAAGGCAGCGGCGGGCUUCUGGGAUACGGCAGUAGCAGGAUCCUCAGCGCUACGAGUGGCAAUGCACAGACUGACGAGGGCAGAAGCCGCCACGGAGAUGGGCUUUCAUGCAGCGGGAGUCUUCUACGACGCGGCAAACUUCUACGACAACAUAGGCCUCGACCAGUUGAUUGAGAAAGCCAGCGACCUCCAGUGCCCGUUGCUGCCGCUGGCAAUGGCCGUGCAGAUGUACCUUGCGCCCAGGGCCAUCAUGGCCCACAGCCUCUUCUCGGACAUCUUCGAGCCUGCCAACAGCAUGGUUGCUGGCUGUGGCCAAGCGGUCGACCUCACCAGACCGCUCUUGCAUGGCAUCCUGGACGCAGCGCACAGGCACCACAUCUUCGUCGUCAUGCAGCAGUACCUGGACGACUUGGCCCUGCAGGUAGAGGGUGCGCGGAGGCAGGUCAUAGACCAGAUCAAGUACGUGGCAGCGCUGGUGCACGAUGGUUUCAAGCAGCUCUCCAUACCCAUCUCAGUCAAGACGGCAGUGGUGGCCUCGGAUAAGGACCUCCAGGCAGAAGUUGCCAGCAUCCUGGACAGCCUGGGCACCCCCAACAAGCAACCAGGGGUAGUGCGCGACCUCGGCGUGGACACCAGCCUAGGCAAGCAGCUACGGCGACCCACCCAUGCAGCGCGCCAGGCCAAGGCCAAGCAGAGGGUGGCCAAGCUCAAGGACCUAGCGAAGACGGGCGCCAGAGGUGCGGCAAAGGUCUACUCAGCAGGGGCCUAUUGCCAGCAGGCCUGGGACUUGCCAGCGCACGGCAUCACGCCCACGGAGGCGAGGGCGGUCAGGGCCACGGAGGCAGCGCGCCUCACAGGCGGACACAAGGCAGGGCGCUGCACGUCCACCAUCCUCCUGAUUCAGAGGGGAAUGCAAGAGGCAGUAACACGAGCCAUCGGCGACCAGAUCAAGCAGUUCUGGCUCACCAUAGUCGACCACCCGACGGAUCUCAAGAGGUACCAGAGAGGCUGGCUCCUGCUUUACGCCAAGCUGAACGCCCUGGAACCCAACCGCAGGGCGGCCAACCUCAACAUACAAGGCGGCGACACCUGCGCGAGAUGCGGCGAGGCGAUAGAGACAGAGGAACACCGCUACUACGCAUGCCCAGCCAACGCAGAGAUAGGGCACAGCAGUGAGACCGACCUGGCGAAGAAGGCGAAAGUCGCGCUGGACCAGCGGCAAGACCUGCACUUCUGGCUCCGCGGCAUCCCGCCAGCGGCCUGGGCAGCCAAGGUCGACCCAGACGAGGACGCGGCGAAGGCGGCGCAUAUCUUCUGCACCAGCGAGGAGGCGCAGGCGGCAGCCCAGGCAGGGUACAAGGUUCGAGCAGACUACGUCUUCACAGACGGCUCUGGGGGUGCAGGGGAGACGGCCAAGGACCCCCGCCUCAGACGCUGCGGCUGGGCAGUGGUGGCCUUCAGGUUCGACGAGCAAGGACGUCCGCAGGAAGUGGCCGCCUGGUACGGCACGAUCAGGGCACCACACACGGUGCCACGGGCAGAGCUCACCGCCACGAGCAAAGCCAUCGGGUACACCACGGCGGCGACGGCCAGGGGGCUCAACAUAGUCAGCGACUGCAAGUACGCCCUGGACGCACUCAAGCAGAUCCGGGAUCCUGAGGACCUGGACUACAGGAGCACAAACUACGACCUCUGGCUCCAGACGAAGCAGCAGCUGCAGAACAGCACGGACACCAUCAUGGGCCACCAUAUCCCAAGCCACCUGAUAGAGCACCCAGCCGAGCUGGAGAGGUGGAACGGUCCCACCUGGUGGGUCAUCGGAAACGAGAUGGCAGACAAGUACGCAGGCUGGGGAGCGGAGCAUGGAGCCCUGGAUCCAGCCAUCAUCGCGCAGCAGCAGACCAGGGACCAGAUCAUCAGGGCGGUGCAGAGUCGGCUGCUGGCCAUCAACAUGGCGGUCAGUGGCCCAGCCAAAGGACAAAUCAUCAAAGACUGGCUGGUAGAGACUGGAGAAUGCCUCGGGGAGUACGGUGGCCACCAGGACCAGCACGGCAACGUCAGGCUCGAUUUCAAGGCGGUGCAGAUCGGCACGCAGGUGGUGGACGUCUCCCACAAGACGCAGUUCACACAUGGCUGGCCCUGGUGCGAGAAAUGUGGUGGCACCAGCUACCUUGGGGACCACAAGAGCAGGAUCGUGGCAGGAGUGGCAAGGGAGCUAGCCAGGCCAUGUCAGCCCCCAACAGCAGCAGGGAGGCGGGUCCUGGCGGACAUGCAGAGGGGCAAGCUGCCAAGAGGAGCUAAGCCAGCAGCAGACCCAGGGGAGGAGGGUUUCAACGAGAUCACCAUGCCUGGUGACUUCAAGCUGGGCAUGAGCAACCACGAGGUGAUCGACCUGGACGGAGACAGUUCGGAGGCAGGGGGCCCGCAGCCAGCCCCACAGCAGCCGCCCAGCCACCCGCACUCUGUCGUCCAAGCCAGCUGGAGGCUCGUGGACCACAUGGAGGGCUACGCGGAGCUGUGGAUGAACAUGGUCGACCAGGAGGUCUGGGAUGACAUGGGCGACUGGAUGGAGCAUUGCGUACCGUACCUCCUGGCCAUCACCAACGUGGGCGGCAGAAUGGACUCGCAAGAGCAGACCAGGGCUGUCACCGUGCAGGAGCUUCAGCAAAUCAAGGACUGCUGCGAAGAAGUCUGGCGCAACACGCACCGCAAGCGACGGAGGCUCAUGACCAGGAUGCUCACCCUCCCGUACGGAACUAGGCAGCAGGUAGCAAGAGUGCACAUGGACGCGCUCCAGAAUAGAAGGAACAACAUCCUAGCGCACAGCAUCCCCAGCAGCGAGCGCAGGCCGCUGCCGAGUACAGCGGAGGCCAGCAGAGAGUGGUCACCAGAAAACCUGGACGAUGAUGACUCGACACCAGACAGUGAAGCCCCAGAGCAGGAGGGCGAGCCGAGAGACCAGGAGAUGGAGACCAUGGCAGGGCCUGAUCAGAGGAGCGACACCAACAGCCUGAUGCAGUCGGUCGUGCAGGUCGCAGUAAAGCCGACCAAGCCAGUGGGGCCCGACCUGAUGAAGUUCGCGGGCGAAGCCGGAGAAGCUGGCCUGCUCCACCCAAUGCUUCGACACAAAAGAGAAGCCGACCAGGGCCCCGAGCAGGAGGUGGCGUGGCUCGAGAGGAACAGGCUCGAACAGCACAUGCAGUCGCUGGCAGGCUGCUGGAUCCAGAAAGAGGGCAAACAGGGCUGGCCAUCGUGGCAGGCUGCGUGCGUGCCUCAUGUGCUGAGGGAGUUGCAGACUGGCGUCUACCAGUGGCUGUUCAGCCACGAGUCGGGGCUGAGCCGCCAGCGCAGCCAGCGCCAAGCGGCGGAGGAGAUCUGCCGUAUGGCAUGGCUCAACAGUGGAGAGGCGCGCAGGCAGAGCCAGCAGCUGGACCCGAAGGAGGCAGAGCGGCGCAAAGCAAUUGCUGAGCAGUUCCUAGGACGGAGCUUCAGGGACAUGGCAGCCCUCGACCACUUCCAUGAAUGGGGAGAGCAGUGA
Molecule: messenger RNA, 8743 nt
Organism: Prorocentrum cordatum
Lineage: Eukaryota; Dinophyceae; Prorocentrales; Prorocentraceae
Source: the annotation of a GenBank genome assembly